UUUACGUGCCAUUCUCAAAACUUCACCUGGACUCAUAAUGUGGUCUGACCUUUGGCUUGAUCUUCAGCAUCCACGUCUCUCUCUAUAGAACACCAAAGAGCUUACAAGCUUGAUCGCAUGGCUCAAAUGGAUUAGUGAAAACUGUUGCUGUUCACCUCAGAAAUACAGCAAUAGGAAAACAAAUAAACAUGUUGUUAUUAAGACUAUUGGCCAUAUCUUUGGUUAUUGUCACUAAUACUUGGCUGUUGAAUCCGGUUUGUUCUGACGGAUUCAGUCGCUACAAGCGCGCGAUGGCGAGGCGUGCAGACCGAGAACUUUCCAGUCAAACAGGUGAACCGUGCGCAGCGGCUGUCGUUUGGAGGUCCCGGCGACAUCCCCGCUCCCUCUCCUCCUCAUUGUCCCCGUCCCAACAACGCCCUCCAGCGGUGAACACCCGGGCCAGCCGCACUCACGGGUUUGUGAGAAGCGCUCCAGCGGCGUGCACUGGAGAGUGCGGGGUUGACAGCGUAUAUCAGCGAGAACAUGAAGCCAGACAGGGAAAUCCAGGGUCAAGGAACUCUCAGAAACGCAGCGCAGACAAAACAAGGCACGAUCAUGGGCACAGUGCACCGCAGCAGGGCCAAACGAUGCCCCCCUCAAGGGUCACGCGCAGUCUCCAAGACGAAGAGGAGCUGAACUCAAGCUGGAACGGAGCUCCCCCCCGCAGCUCCACGGUCUCCGCUCAGCUGCACGUUCCCUCCACGUAUAGUGUGAAUGGAGACGCACAGCCUUCCACUGGCGCGGUCGACGAAGAAAACUUCUCCGGAGAGGUUGAAGAUGAGGACCUGGGUGCAUCCGCGAGGCCCGCGCUUCAUAGCGGGAGGAGUGGAGGUUCGUCCUGGGCAAGCCCGGUGCCCCGUCCGCCGCCAUCCUGGAUGACAGCCUUGUACUUCCGCGGAGGCAGGGAGCAGCUGAGACUCAAGCCGGACGCUGAUCUGGAGUUGCCGAGGGCUAAGUUCAGUCUGGAGCUGUGGGUGAAGCCUGAAGGAGGGCAGAGCAACCCCGCAGUAAUUGCAGGUGUAUUCGACAACUGUUCCCAUUCGCUGAGUGAGAAGGGCUGGUCUGUGGGCAUCCAGACACUGGAGCCUGGCAGUACCAAAGACGCCCGAUUCUACUUCACUCUGCGCACGGACCGAGCAAUCAAAUCCACUACUGUCUAUAGCCACCAGCGGUACAAUGGCAACGCCUGGACACAUCUAAUGGCUUCAUACAACGGCCACAACAUGACCCUGUAUGUCGACGGAGCUAAGGUUGGAGAGAGCAAUUUCCAAUCUGGAAAUCUGUACAGCUCGUUCAUGAAGACCUGCAGAACCUUCUUUCUCGGCAACAACAAAUCAGAGAAGGGCCACAGCUUCAGGGGACAUAUAGGAGGUUUUAUCCUGUGGGACUAUGCCCGAAAUCAAGAAGACCUGAUGCAAAGACCACAGGACAUUGAUAAGAGUGAUCCCCUACUGGCCAUGUGGGCUGACUUCACCAAUGUAGAGAAGUUGUGGACUCCAUACAAAUUUGGUGUCCACCCGAGCAUUGUCACCACUCCAGUCCCUGAACAAGAGCUUGUGUCCCCAUUUGACCCUCCUCCCUGCGGACUUACACCUUGCGAUAACACAGAGAUUAUUGCUGGCUAUAACAACAACUGGCAGCUCCGGACCUCCAAGCAUGUGCGCUAUAGGAUCGUCAACUUGGCCGAUGACGAUGGUGGGAACCCAACGGUAUCCAAGGUCCAAAUUGACCUGCAGCAUAAAGCUCUUGUUGAAGCCUUUCACCCUUAUAACAUCACUCUGGAGAUCAACAUCCACACAGUCAGAAACUCCAGUCUAAGAGAAAAGUUUAUUCUGAGCAACUGUCGGAUUGAGAAGAUUGGGAAUCGCCAGUGUGAUCCUGAAUGCGAUCACCCCAGAACCGGUCACGAUGGAGGAGACUGUCUGAGGCUGGGGCCGUGCUACAGCUGGAAAAGACAAGAUGGCGUUUGUAACAUGGAGUGCAACAGUAUCUACUACGACUAUGAUGACGGGGACUGUUGUGAACCGGCGGUAACGGAUGUGCUGAAGACAUGUUUUGACCCAGAGUCUCCAGACAGGGCAUAUAUGAGCAUCAAAGAGCUGAAGGAUGAACUUCAGCUGAGCGGCACUGAUGCACUAAAUGUCUUCUUUGCUAACAACUCUGCACGCGAGGAGCUAGCUGGAGCCGCAACCUGGCCCUGGGCAAAGGAGGCCCUCUCUCACCAAGGGGGCAUGGUGUUAAAUCCAUCCUACUUUGGAACAGAGGGGCACCACAACACCAUGAUCCAUGAGAUGGGGCACAUCUUUGGUCUUUACCACGUUUUUAAAGGCGUCAGUGAACGGGACUCUUGUGACGACCCAUGUCAGGAGACCACCCCUUCCAUGGAAACUGGAGACCUGUGUGCUGACACUGCUCCCACUCCCAAGUCCAAGGUCUGUCACGAUCCAGGAGCUGUGAACGACACUUGUGGGGUCAUCAACUACCAAGAUACUCCUUAUAGUAAUUAUAUGAGCUACACUGAUGACAACUGCACCAACCACUUCACACCAAACCAAGUGGCCCGAAUGCACUGUUACUUAGACCUGGUCUAUCAGAAGUGGCUGACAACUCAGCAGCCUUCCCCUGUCCCUCUGGCCCCAAUAAUAACAGCCCAGACUGCAAGAUCUGUGUCUCUGUAUUGGUUAGCCCCAUUAAGUGGGCCACUUUAUCAAAGCUCUGCUUUGGGUUUUUCGGGAGUGGACUGUGGACUAUGUGAGAGUGAUGGCGUCUUUCAUCAAUACGCGUUUGAGGCUGCUUCUCCUCGAGUCUGUGACACGUCUGGAUACUGGACACCUGAAGAAGCUGUUGGCCCCCCUGAUGUGGAGCAGCCCUGUGAGCCCAGCCUGCAGGCCUGGAGCCCAGAGCUGAGCCUCUAUGACACCAAUGUCACAUCUCCAUGUCCUGACACAGAGGGGUGCACCCUCACUCUGGACUUUCUUCACCCUGUUGUACCUCACAGCCUCACCCUGUGGGUCACCUAUAUCUCUACAAAUAACCCGGCCAUUGCCGAUAUCGAGCUGAUCACAGAGAGAGGAGGGGUGAUCCACCUGGGCCCUCAGCAUGUGUACUGUGACAUGCCUCUGACUCUGCGCCUCAGCACAAACAGCGCUGCAGUGGAGGCCAUAAGACUCAGCACGUUCGAUGAGAAACUGGAGAUCGAUGCAGCCAUGUUGUCUUCAGGUCCAGACAGUCCACUGUGCUCAGGGUGUAAGCCUUUGCUGUACAAGCUCCACCGACAACCCCCCUUUACCAGAGAAGCCCCCGCUCAGAGGCAGCAGACUUUCACUGACAGCUCUGUCCAGCUUGGUGUCCAUUAUAAGUACACAGUCCAGGUAGAAGCUGAAAAUGUGAGUGAUGAGUCUCCUUCCCUGCUGUACAUCCACGGACAGUCUUACUGUGGAGAUGGCUUCAUACAGGGGUCUGAGGAAUGUGAUGACACUAAUCUGCUGGAUGGAGACGGCUGCUCCAAGAAAUGCCAAAAAGAGCGGGGCUUCAACUGUAACGGAGAACCCAGUCAGUGCUAUGUUUUUGAUGGGGAUGGCGUGUGUGAGGAGUUUGAACGUGGCUCCAGUAUACAGGACUGUGGCUACUUCACUCCUUUGGGUUUCAAUGAUCAGUGGGCCUCAACUGCUGCUGCCUCCCACCAAGACCCCCACAAGUGUCCUGCACGCGCUGUCACCGGGGAGCCACAGCUCAAUAAGCUGUGCAGGUCUCAGUAUCUGGACAUAGGGGACAGACCUCCCACUGGAGCCUGGUUCCCCUGCACCACUCAAGACGACAGCAAUGACCUGGAGCACACUUACUGGCUCAAGGUGGGAUUUCCUCAUCCUGGAGUAGCUGCCUCAGUCAUGGUGUACCUAGCCUCAGAUGGUUCAUGGUCCGGGGAGCAGUGUCGAAGAACUGUCGUGAUUCUAUUGUCAGAUACAACUGGGAAGAACCACUCACUGGGCUCUCAUGACCUGUCGUGCCAUCACAACCCCCUGGUGGUGAAUGUGACCCAUGAUCUCUCACGCCCCUUCUUCCUCACCUCUGCGGUGGUCCUGCUGCUCUCCUCUCCCUCAGUGGCUGUGGCAGGUGUGGCUCUGAGGACCUCCUGCCACUUCAGCACCUUCGCCCUGACUGGUUGUUUGAGGCAGGCUUGUCAGUUGGACAGCUGUAGUCCACCACAGAUAGACCAUGGCUUUGUCAGGUGUACAGGGGGAGGAGAGGCGUCCCGCUGCUCUGUGCGCUGUCAUCGAGGCUACAGCAUCAAGUUUCUCAGUGGCAAAGGAGAACUAUCCUAUCAGAGGGAGGCAAAGCUGGAGUGUUUCCAUGGUUCCUGGGACCGUAUGGUUCGGUGCCGGCCUGUGGACUGUGGCCUUCCUGACCAGUCCCACAUUUACCACGCCAUCUUCAGCUGCCCCUGGGGAACAACCUAUGGGAAACAGUGCUCUUUCACAUGUGGUUCUCCAGCCAUACUACAGGGUGACAGUGACAGGCUGGUGUGUCUGGAGGAUGGCCUGUGGUCCUUUCCUGAGGCCUACUGUAAGAUAGAGUGCCCAGAGGUUCCCAGUAUCCCUAAUGCACAUCUGCUGACAGGAGAGUGCCUUGCUUCAGGGCACGACAUCGGCUCUGUCUGUCGGUACAAGUGCAGUCCAGGAUACUAUGUGAUGGGCAGCCUGAAGAAGAGCAGACCAAGGAAGUACUUUAAGUUGGAGUGUCUGGAGGAGGGGCAGUGGGAGGAGGCUGGGUGUGAGCCUGUGUCCUGCCCAGAGUUACCUGAUGUGUACCAGGGCAUGUACACCUGCACCAAUGGCCUCUACUAUGACAGCUACUGCACACUGCAAUGUCCUGACCCAAAAGAAAAUAGUGUAAUUCAUUGCUCAAAGGAUGGCAAAUGGACUUCAGAAUUCACAAUGUGCUCCCAGCUCCAGGGCUCAUGUCCACCUCCAGCUGAGACCAACUCUGUGGAGUACAUCUGUGACCAGGGCACGGCUGUGGGUGCUGUUUGCCUCCCUGUUUGCACGGAUCUGUGUGACCCCGUGGUGUUGCCCAAUGGCACAACAGCAGACUCACUACAGCACUGGAUGAUGCCAACCCAACUCCAGAGCAUCGUGUGCACAGGAAUGAUGAAGUGGUUCCCUGACCCUCAGCACAUCCAUUGUAUCCAGUCAUGUGAGCCUUUUGGAGGAGACGGAUGGUGUGACACGAUAAACAACCGCGCUUACUGCCAAUACGACGGAGGAGACUGCUGCCCGUCCACACUGUCCAGCAGAAAGGUCAUCCAGUUUGGAGCGGACUGUAAUCAGGACGAGUGCACUUGUCGAGACCCAGACGCCGAGGAGAACAAGAGUCAGGCCAAGCACUCACAGGGGGGCGGAGCUAACUGACGGAAGAAUGAGACAAGGCAAAAGAAGAAACAACCACAACAAACAAACAUCAAAUAUCCGAUUUGUACAGUUUCACUUUUCGAUCCAAAGAAAGCCAUUGAAGUCAUACAAGAUGUGAUACUGGAAUUGUGUAAAAUUAUGGGAAAAGUCCUUCUUAAGUGUGGUUCACUGUCUGAAUGAAAGGUCCUGCUUUAGUAAUAGCCUAAAGGGUAUUAUCUUGUCCAAUUUAGUUUUGUUUCCUGACCACAGUUUGAGGUGGAAGUAAUACAAUUCAAACAAUCACUUCUAAAAGAAAAUACAUUAAUUGCUACAAUGCUCAUUUUAAGGAAAUAUAGUUUGUUUUUUACCAAGUAGAUCUUUGC
This is a messenger RNA of Boleophthalmus pectinirostris (great blue-spotted mudskipper), 5809 nucleotides long. It is a transcript of the gene pappa2, whose product is annotated as pappalysin 2. The record is from RefSeq and is a predicted model, not a curated record. The transcript has 27 exons. Gene Ontology annotation, molecular function: metallopeptidase activity. The coding region runs from base 189 to 5447 and encodes 1752 amino acids. Lineage: Eukaryota; Metazoa; Chordata; Actinopteri; Gobiiformes; Gobiidae.